This is a messenger RNA of Girardinichthys multiradiatus, 5116 nucleotides long. RefSeq names its product synaptotagmin XIb (gene syt11b). Lineage: Eukaryota; Metazoa; Chordata; Actinopteri; Cyprinodontiformes; Goodeidae. Gene Ontology annotation, biological process: regulation of dopamine secretion; cellular response to calcium ion; regulation of calcium ion-dependent exocytosis. The coding region runs from base 219 to 1625 and encodes 468 amino acids. Gene Ontology annotation, molecular function: phosphatidylserine binding; clathrin binding; SNARE binding. The record is from RefSeq and is a predicted model, not a curated record. The transcript is spliced from 4 exons. Gene Ontology annotation, cellular component: axon; synapse; membrane.
AUCCCUGCGCAGUGAAUCAGACGGACCGAUCCACCGAGCCGGACUGAGCGGACACAUGAAGGCUUCCACCCCCGGAUCAGAGGCGUGUUUUCGGUGAUUCCUCUCCGCCGGUUUCCCUCCUUUAUGGAUGUGAAGUAACAGCGGGUGGCAGCGAGUCGGUUCCCCCUCCAUCUCUGCGCUCUUCUCGGCCACGAUCCAAACCUGCUCUGAACCACAAAAUGGCGGACAUCAUCGAGCUGGGAUCCGCCUACGCCAUGUCUCCGGUGCUAGCGGGGUUCCUUGGAGCUGGUGUUCUGGUUUUGGUUGUGGUGGUUCUGGUCCUGCUCUGGUCGUUCUGUCAGCGCCGGUACCUCCGGGUUACUGGACGCUACAAGCUGCACGGCGACCGAUACUGCGACGCAGAGGACCCCCCCUAUAAAUUCAUCCACAUGCUGAAGGGGAUCAGCAUUUACCCAGAAUCCCUCAGCAGCAGCAAGAGGAUCGUCCGAGGAAUCCGGCGCGCUGAGCGAUCGGAGCGUGACGGAGAGCGCAGCUGCCCCGCCGGCGGUGCCACAGGGAGGGGUAUGGUCCUGGUGGAUGCAGAGAACAACAUCCUGGACAUCCCUGGUCAGCUGCAGAUGAGUCACCUGGUCCCUCCCUCCGGGACGGCCCCGGCCCACAGCCAGGCCAGGCUAGAACGGGCUUUACCUGUCCGUGCCGAUUACUGCUGUCUAGACAGCAGCUCGGCCAGCAGUAGCCAGACCAGCAGCAAGACAGCAUCCCCUUUCACCCCCGCCUCCUCGGAGCCAGAACCUGAACCCAACCUGGGCUCCCUCAGCCUCACCGUUGACUACAACUUCCCCAAGAAGGCCCUGGUGGUGACCAUCGUCGGGGCCCGGGGCCUCCCUGCGAUAGAUGAACAGGCCGGGAGCUCAGACCCCUACGUGAAGAUGACCAUACUGCCCGAGAAGAAGCACCGCGUCAAGACCCGCGUGCUGAGGAAGACCCUGGACCCGAUCUUCGACGAGACCUUCACCUUCUACGGUGUUGCCUACAGCUCGCUGCCCGAGCUCACCCUGCACUUCCUGGUCCUCAGCUUCGACCGCUUCGCCCGAGAUGAUGUCAUCGGAGAGGCGGUGGUACCUCUGAAAGGCGUGGACCCUAGCACGGGCCGGGUCCACUUGAGCCAGCAGAUCACCAAAAGGAACAUGCAGUGUGAGAGUCGUGGAGAGCUGCUGGCGUCUCUGUCCUACCAGCCGGUGUCCCAUCGCCUCAGCGUGGUCGUCCUGAAGGCUCGCCACCUGCCCAAGAUGGACAUGACGGGCCUGUCAGCCAAUCCAUAUGUGAAGGUGAACGUCUUCUAUGGCCGUAAACGCAUUGCCAAGAAGAAGACCCACGUGAAGAAAUGCACGCUGAACCCGGUCUUCAAUGAGUCCUUCAUCUAUGACAUCCCACCAGAGCUUCUACCCGAGAUCUCCGUGGAGUUCCUGGUGGUGGACUUCGACCGGACCACCAAGAACGAGGUGCUGGGUUGCCUGCUGCUUGGCCUCCACAGCCCAUCCUCCUCCGGCGCCUCUCACUGGAGGGAGGUGUGUGAAAACCCGCGCCGGCAGAUCUCCAAAUGGCACAACCUGAGCGAGUACUGAAAGAGGAGGAGGAGCACCAGAACCCAGUUGACAACUCUGAGCAGCUGGGACUCCACCAGUGGACCCCACUGGGAAACAAAGACUCAGUGUACAGCUCACUCACACGCACACACUUACAACACACACACUCACACAAACACAGAUGUACAACACACACACUGCUGUGAUGGUAGUUAAACUGUCCGUCUGUAUUAUCUCUCUGCUCUGAUUCCACAACGUUUGCAAGCCGAAGAAAAUUCCUGCAGUUUUAUUUGAGCCGGAAAAGAAAAGAAGAGCCUGAUGUCCAUUUCUGAGGCUGACUUCAUGUCUCCUGGGGGGGGGGCUUCAGUUUCAUUAAAAAAAAGAAGAAGAACGGGAAACGGUUCCCCUUCCUGCUGUUGUUGUCAUGCAGUUCAUUGCAUGUCUGUGUGAAAAGAAAAACAAAGAAACUCUGAAUGACGAGUUGAGAGCUGCUGACAUCAGAACCUUCAGCUCCGACAGAAGAAAAGGUCCAAAUGAUCAGAAAUAAUGCUUAUAACGCAACCCUGAAAGUAUAACCGCUCCUCAUUAGGACCAAAUAAGGACCUGCUACAAAGAUCCUCUAAUGCUCUGAUGUUCCACUGCGCAGAGAAACCUACUCAGAUUUGGUUUAGCUGCCAGCAUGCUUCCUGUCGGCAACGGGUCCGAUUUCUCUCCUGUUCCAGAACAUUUUCAGGAUCCUGAAGGAUGCCAUGUCUCAGCCCGGCCUCAUUCAAACUCUUCAUGUGAACCAGUUACCAUCUCCUGACUGCUGAAGAACCCGUCGUCGGCUGAAUCAUGAUGUAAAAUACUUGUUUUUAUCCAGAAUGGGUUCCUAAAGGUUCUGAAGCAGAAGGCAGAUGUGCUGCUGAGACUUUAUUUAGAUGAAACGCUGCUCAGAGAGAGCAAAGACCAAAGCUUCACAGAUGUUUUUAUCACCUGCAGCUGCGUCCACAAGAAACACCCAGUUAUAUCUGCUGAAGAUCUCAGAUUUUAGUGUUUUUAACAGGUAGUCUUGUUCAGGUCACACUUGUUUGGGUUGAUCAGGUAGGAAACUGGAAAACUGGACUAGGUUUAUGCAGGUUUCCUUCACAUUUUCCUGACCAAAAUUCCUGAGAAGUUUCACAUGAAUCCUUAAAACUCCAGAAAUUGUCCACCAAACAAAGACAGAAGAGAUUCUUUUAAAAAGUGUCCCAUUUAGUCUGCGCUCUAAACGUGACCCGGUGGUGUUCCUGUUCACCACCUGAGGAACAUCUGUCCAUGAAUCUGUUUCAUAGUGACGAUGAAGCUCUGUGGUGGUUUUGUUUUUGUCUUCAGUUAGAAGCUAAGUCAACAUAAGUUCUAAUGCGGUUCUCCGUCCUCCCCCCACUAAAUUAAACUGUGGAUCUGUACUUUAAUUGAGCAAAAAGUGCAACGAUAGAACCAGUUUUUGGGCCUUGGAGUCGGUUCUUUAGUGGAGGAAACAGAACAUAACCUAAACCCGCUUGUUUUGGACCUACGUCAGUAUAAAAAGGAAACUUUUCCAGAUUGUUCUAGACUGUAGGAAUCCUGCAUUCAUUGUCCCGCUUCUGCCACUGGGAAAACAACAGAACCCAGUUCCUGAACACAUGGGUUCUGUUGUAAAGAUGACCUCUGUACCCAACAGGGUAAUUUGCUCCGGAGGUUAUUUUAAUCAAAAACAAGCUGAUCAGGUGAAAAAUGGUUUUCCCUUCAGGUUCUUUGAAUAUUCCUUAAAUGAAAGGAAGGAAGGAAAAUCCAGAUUUAUGUUUCUGUUGACGGUGAAGAACAGAAAAAUAUCUGAUGAUGAGUUUCACAACCAAACAAUAUGGAGACAUCUGCAUGACUGCAUGGUUUAUUUUCCAAACUAUGGGAUUUUCAUUUUCCACAGAAGAAGAAAAUGUAUUCAUCUUGUCCAAUAGUAGAUAUUUAUCAAUAAUGAUAAGUUCUCUUUUUCCAGAAGGUCGUGUAACGUUACCAGCUCUAAACGGGUUUUAUUUGACGGGACUGAGGGUAAAUAUGACAGCAGGUCUGCAGCACAGAAAGAGGAUUUAAAGUAAAACUUAUGGAUAUUUUCUGUCUCCUGGUUCUGUUGUGUGAAUCCCAGUGGUGGAAAUGGUGGCUUUAAUAAUAAAUGAGUCCACUAGAGGGCGCUCAUUCACAAAUCAUCUCUUUUUUUAACUAAGAUUCACUCUGAUGGAAAAAAAACAGACAUCCUGAAUAUAUUUUAAUGUUCUGAGUGGACCCAGGGUCUAGUGGGUUUAUUCUGAGUGGAUCCAGGGUCUAGUGGGUUUAUUCUGAGUGAACCCAGGGUCUAGUGGGUUUAUUCUGAGUGGGUUUAUUCUGAGUGGAUCCAGGGUCUAGUAGGUUUAUUCUGAGUGGACCCAGGGCCUAGUGGGUUUAUUCUGAGUGGACCCAGGGUCUAGUGGGUUUAUUCUGAGUGGACCCAGGGUCUAGUGGGUUUAUUCUGAGUGGACCCAGGGUCUAGUGGGUUUAUUCUGAGUGGGUUUAUUCUAAGUGGACCCAGGGUCUAGUGGGUUUAUUCUAAGUGGGUUUAUUCUAAGUGGACCCAGGGUCUAGUGGGUUUAUUCUGAGUGGAUCCAGGGUCUAGUGGGUUUAUUCUGAGUGGGUUUAUUCUAAGUGGACCCAGGGUCUAGUGGGUUUAUUCUAAGUGGGUUUAUUCUGAGUGGAUCCAGGGUCUAGUGGGUUUACAUUCUUCUUGCAGAACAUCUUGUCUCAGUGAAAGAUGUGAAAAACAAGUGUUAUCCUGCAGAAUAAAAUUAACCUCACAUGUAAUAUUUACGUUUUCUAUUUUUACCGUUUCUGUAAAUCAGCUAAAAUGAAACAGCUACAUCUGUCCUCUGCUUCACGUUCUUUUUAUCCUUCCUCUCAACCUGAUCUGGACUUUCUUCACGCUGGUUUGUGAAACAUUUCUUGUUGUGAACGCUCACGUUCUGGUCAGCCAGCAGAUGGCGCUGUUCUCUGUUGUCUUUUUUUUUUUAGGCCUGGUGAAAAUAGACGUCCAGACUAAAGUUGUCGUUUGGGGUUUGGGUUUAGUGUUGACUGAUGAUGCACUUGAAGGGUUUUUAGUCUUAUGAAGCACACGUUAGUCUGAGUUUAAAGUUAAUCCAUCUUAAACCUGCUCCGCAGCUCCUUUACCAGGACAGACAACAUUAACCCGUGAGGUUCCCACACUGAACAUUUUGAAGAAGACACUGCAGAAAUCUUCAAACAGUUUUCAUCAUCAUCAUAGAAACGUGCCACUUGUAGCCUGAUCUCCAUCGCCGCCCUUGGAUCCGGUUGGUGGUUUGAAGCUUUCCAGCAGACUAACAGGCUAUCGAUUUGUACAGAUGUGAAGAUGUUUGCUGGCUUCCUUGCUGUCUGAUGUCUUCAGAGCUUUAGUGUGUUUGAGCGCCCCCUGCUGUAGACCUGGAUGCUAACCUCUGUUGGUUUGUUAACAAAGUGGACGUGCAAAUAAAAAACAAGUUAGCUAUGAA